AUUGGAAACAAAACAAAUUGGCAGGACACAAUGUUUUCUUCCCCAAGGACAGCGAUGGUCAAGGACUAACUGACCAGGAAAUCUACAACGAAGUGGACACGUUCAUGUUUGAAGGGCACGACACGACAGCAUCAGGCCUGUCCUGGUUCCUGUAUGACAUGGCCCAGCUACCAGAAUUCCAGCAGAAGUGCCAAGAGGAAAUUGAUGACCUCCUAGCGCACAGAGAAGAUGACCGACUGAAAUGGGAUGAUCUUGGUAAUGUGCCCUACCUGACCAAGUGUCUGAAGGAGAGCCUGCGUGUACAUUCUCCCGUCCCCAAUAUCAUGCGAACAUUGACCCAACCUUUGACCUUUCCGGAUGGCAGGACGUUGCCAAAAGGAAGCUCAGUAGCUGUCGUAAUUGGUGAGCUUCACAACAACCCACAUGUGUGGGACGACCCCGAGACCUUUGACCCUGAGAGGUUUUCACCAGAGCGGGCCAAGAACAUUCCGCACUUUGCGUAUGUGCCCUUCUCGGCCGGACCAAGGGUUGAAAAUCACCCUUACAUAGAGGGCAUCUAUGACAUCUCCAUCCUGGCUAUGCAACAUAUUCGCUACCUUCCUUUCCACAUUGACACGAUCUUCCAGUGGAGUCCCAGUGGGCGACGCUUCCGCAAAGCUUGUGAUACAGUCCAUAACUACUCGCGGGAUAUCAUCCAGAAGCGAAAGAAUGCACUGAAAGAAGAGGCUGCCAAGGGGCAAACAAGACACAGGAAAUACAUCGACUUCUUGGACAUUCUGCUUUGCGCUAAAGACAGUGAAGGUCAAGGACUAACUGACCAGGAGAUCUAUGACGAAGUGGACACAUUCAUGUUUGAGGGGCACGACACGACAACAUCAGGCCUGUCCUGGUUCCUGUAUGACAUGGCCCGGCUGCCAGAAUUCCAGCAGAAGUGCCAGGAGGAAAUUGAUGACCUCCUAGCUGACAAAGAAGAUGACCGAGUGGAAUGGGAUGAUCUCAGUAAUGUGCCCUACCUGACCAAGUGUCUGAAGGAGACCCUGCGUGUGCAUUCUCCCGUCCCCAAUAUCGUGCGAACAUUGACCCGACCUUUGACCUUUCCCAAUGGCAGGACGUUGCCAAAAGGUGAGUGUGAGCAGUACCCACAGUUUGUCCCAUUCCUGCAGGCUUGCCCAUGUUGUGCAGGUGUGGCGUACAUAGUGUGGACCUCUGUACAAAAGAAGUCCACAUAAUGUAGGGUGCGAUGGCAUAGUGUGUACUUGGAAAUGUCUGUAAUGUUGUCCUUGUCUUGUCAACAAAUUAAACCUACAGAUGCAUCAAAAUGAAGCACUGCAUUUUAACAAAAUAUGUGAAAAUAUUAGUAUUACAUCCAAGUCCCUAUAUAGAGAAUGUGCCAGUUGGGUAUUAAAUUCACCUUGCUGGAAAUUUAAGUAGCCUGGGAGAAUAAUACAGCAUACUUGACUAGGAAUAAACACUUUGUGUCGUGGGAUUGGUAGAUAUGUCUCGUAUUU
Acanthaster planci (crown-of-thorns starfish) is the source of this 1508-nucleotide messenger RNA. RefSeq names its product cytochrome P450 4F4-like. Gene Ontology annotation, molecular function: iron ion binding; monooxygenase activity; oxidoreductase activity, acting on paired donors, with incorporation or reduction of molecular oxygen. The record is from RefSeq and is a predicted model, not a curated record. Lineage: Eukaryota; Metazoa; Echinodermata; Asteroidea; Valvatida; Acanthasteridae.